AUGGGCCAGAAGCGCCAGUACUUCGUCUGCAAGUGCGGGGCGUGGACGUGGGCAGACAAGGUGCACAGCAACCCUUACUACUGCCAGUGCGGCAAGAAGUGGCCGGCGCCUGCUCUGAAGCAGAACGGCAGCCCGCGCCCACCGAAGUCCCUCACCUUCCCCUCCGCGCGCGAGGAAGAACGCCGCCUCAAACCUGCGGUCACGACCAUCUGGGAUCAAAUCCCGGAAGAGGCACGAUCGCGCCUCACACAAGCGGGAUGGAAAGGACCUCCCAAGCAGAAGGAUGCGGUCGAGUCCCAGACCGACCCUCUCCUGAGCCUGCUCGUGCAGCGCCAGGAUGAGUUGCCGGAGGAUAUCCGCACGGCGCUUGUGGAGGCGACCACGGUGCUGAUCCACAAGAAGAUCAAGCUGCUCGAGCUCCGCCUGCAGCUGCAGGAGCUCCAGGAGACGACCGAGAAGAUCCACGAGGCCGAGAACGCGGUGGAAAAGGCCAAGCUUGGCCUGACCCUUUCUGACGAGCAGCAGGAGAAGCUGGCCGAGUACCGCGCCAAAGCCAAGAAAAGGCAAAGGCCUCCCGGGGCUGCCGGCUUUCCACCUCGGCUUGCAAGGCACGCAAACACCGUACCCACCGGCCCAGCCGGUCAGCCCAAGGGGGCUGAGGGUGCACCCGGGCGUCAGCGAAGCCGCACUCCCCCGAAGAACAGCGAGAGCCAGGCCGGCGAGGAGGAGAAAAGCAACAAGCACGUUCUUUCUUUCACAAUCUCGCGUGGCUUCGCCACAGAAGUUUUUAACCGACUCAAAGGCGACCUUCCCCUCCCAUGUUUCGAGAAUGGGAAUGUGGAGGCCACUCCCAGGGUGGAGAUGCUCCACUUCCGGCGCACGCCGGAUCCGCAGAUCCAACGCCAUGUUUUGGGCAACAUGGCAGCCCCCUACGGGACUCCGAGCGGCCAUCGACCCAGCCGCACACGGGGCAGUGCUCCCCCGGUGGAACAGGCAAUGAGCCUCGAGGAUGCCGAGGAGGCUAUCGUGGCCUUCGGCGGCAGCCUCGCAUACCGCCUCGGUUGGGACCUCCUUGAUGGCCUCCAAGGAUCGGGGUGGUUGGAUCCCCCGCUAGCGGCCGCAUUUGCCAACGACAUCGCCGCUCAGGGAGCCAUUUCCCCUGCCAACCCCAUCCACAUCACAAGCGCCAACGUGAAUGACGCGGGCCUCACUCAGCUCCGCAUCGAGGCUGCAAAGUGUGGCAUUGGCCUCUUGGUCCCCGCCAACAUGCAGGGUCAAGCCUGUGGUGGCAUGAUCACGGAGGCGAUGGACCCUCAUGGUCGUCUGCGUGCCGCGCUCCGCGAAUUCCGCAACUGGAUUGUGGUUGGAGACUGGAACGCGGCUCCCUCCGAGUUUCAAGGCACCUCAUGGGCCGAGACUGUGGGAGGGGCCCUUCUUGCACCUGAGGGUCCGACCAUAAACACGGGCAACACCCUCGACUACGCCCUUUUAUCGAGGCCGCUGGUGUCUUUGACCAGCGUAAAGACGGUGUGGGAGGUUCCCUUCUCGCCCCACGCCGCGGUCUCCUUCACCCUCAACGUCCAACAUGGUCUUGUGUCGUUGCCUCAGCUAGCCGGCUACCAAGGGGCCCUGCGGGAUGAAGUGGCUCCUGCCGACCCGGCUUUUGUUGCCCCCGGUCUGGGGAAGAUCGGGGCCGAACCUAUCCGGUCGCGGGCAUCACCGCCGGGAUGGCGGCACGACAUUUCACCAACGAAGGAGGGCUCGAGAGGCACCAACAACCCCCUCCAGCACAAGCCCCUCAUGCAGCAAGACUGGUCCUACCCGUGGAGGGGCCACAUAGCGGUGGAAGCGACCACCCUCCACCUCACAAAGCAAGGGAUUGAGGCCUCCUCUCCCCAGGACUUCCUCUGUGCCCUCGGGGCGGCGGAGGAUGGCCGAUCGUCAACCCUUGCAGUGGUCCGACAGCUCCGCGACGAGGAGCAUCAACGGGCCCGGAAGGCUGAAGCCGACGCGGUGGCCGAAUGGCUCGUGCUGGGCACCCGGCGUGGCAUGCGACCGCUUUUUCGCUGCCUAUCCAAAGCUGAAACCAACGUGGGGAGGCCUUUCACUGAAGUGACAGCUGAGUCUCGACCAUAUGAGCGACUCAAGUACUGGGCCCCUGGGCUCGACGGAUGGGAUGUGCCUUUCCUGAAAUCCCUCUCCAUCGAGGAAGUGCACACCCUCGCAGACCUCUGGAGGGAGGUGGAGCUGGAGGGCACCCUGGCGGACUUCGUAGGAUGUUGGGUGGACGACGUCUCGGCCGAUGUCGUUCAUAUCACCCUCUUCCGCCGUCUCCACAACGCGUUGGAGGCUGAGGGCAAUGAGGAAAGGCGCGAGGAAGAACGCCGCCUCAAACGUGCGGUCACGACCAUCUGGGAUCAAAUCCCGGAAGAGGAUGAGUUGCCGGAGGAUAUCCGCACGGCGCUUGUGGAGGAGGCGAAGGAAUCCCUCCGCCUGCAGCUGCAGGAGCUCCAGGAGACGACCGAGAAGAUCCACGAGGUUGAGAACGCGGACGUGCCAGACACUCCUGAGCCAAUGGAUGUGGACGAACUGUUCACCAUCCUUGGCCUGACCCUCUCUGACGAGCAGCAGGAGAAGCUGGCCGAGUACCGCGCCAAAGCCAAGAAAAGGCAAAGGCCUCCCGAGGUUGGUGCACCGCCGGGGUUGCCGGCUUUCCACCUUGGCUUGCAAGGCACACAGCCAACAGCCCAGCAGGGAGCCAACCCCCUGCCAGCCCCGGCCCAGCCG
Molecule: messenger RNA, 2787 nt
Organism: Symbiodinium sp. CCMP2592
Lineage: Eukaryota; Dinophyceae; Suessiales; Symbiodiniaceae
Source: the annotation of a GenBank genome assembly